UGCUGGAGAGCACAGCUCACCGCAUUAGGCCGAGUAGCCCAUCAACCACACCACUUGACUGUGGAGAGUAAGACACACAAAAAAGCACACAGCAGACAUAACUAAAAAUCACGCUCAACAAUCACCCUCGAUCAGUGGUGUCUUAUCGCGUCCAGCAUUGGUGAAGUGGAGAUUAUUGCGUGCGUUCUGCUGGGCUGUCAUCAAAAAAAGAGAAACUGUGUGACAGUUGUGAUAGCGCAUUGUUUGCAACUGAUAAGAGUGGACCCGUGCGGGAAGUCAAGAAGAUGCCUCGAACAACGGUGACGCUAGUAUCGAUCUGGCUGUGUUUGCUGCUGGACGGCGUUUGGAGUGCAAGCGGUGACGUAACGUCGACAGUGCAUUCACCAACAACAACCACCAAAAUGGCCGAGGUGCAACAGGUUUUCACGCAGCACGAAGUCAUUCCCGAUGUGAUCGAUGCGGCACCGAAAGAGUUUGCUAAGAUCACCUACCCGAGCGGUGUCAGCGUUGACGGUGGUAACGAGCUGCGUCCGACCCAGGUGAAGGAUCAACCACGCGUCGAAUGGACGGCCAAACCGGACACCUUCUACACACUGUUCAUGGUUGACCCGGACGCACCGAACCGCAAGGAGCCAAAGUUCCGCGAAAUUGGCCACUGGUUGGUGGGUAACAUUCCCGGCACAAAGGUGGAGGACGGUGACCAUAUGUACGCGUUCGUCGGUUCCGGACCGCCGAACGGUAGCGGUUUGCAUCGGUACGUGUUCCUGGUGUACGAACAGCCGGCCGGACGGAUCGACUACUCCAAGGCACCGCGCGUCUCGAACCGCAGCCGUAACCAUAGGGUAAACUACAAGCAUCGCGAGUUUGUGCGGGAGUACGGGCUCGGUGAGCUGGUGGCGGGAAAUUUCUACCAGGCACAGUACGAUGACUACGUACCGACGCUGCACGCUCAGCUAUCGUCCGGAACCGAGUAGAGCCGAUAAGCCAAUCGGGCGAUAGACUUUAAUGCUAAGCAUCAAAAAGUUCCGAAUCUGGUUUGUAACGCAAAAAAUGCAAUCGAAACAAGAAUGUUGACAGCUAUCAAGGUCCCGCGUGAGGCUUGCCGUGUAGUGGCAUUAUCACAUCAAAUAUUCUCUAAUUAAAGAGCUUCAUGUACGCUCUAAUGAUCGUUUUUCGCUUGCCUUAGCCGCGACGGCAUUCAAUGACCUGUGGAGAGUUAGAUAAUCGAUGCAAAGGUAGACAAGAGACGAGCACAACAUCUGAUCCACUCUA
This is a messenger RNA of Anopheles moucheti, 1272 nucleotides long. RefSeq names its product protein D3-like. NCBI's taxonomy places the organism in Eukaryota, Metazoa, Arthropoda, Insecta, Diptera, Culicidae. The transcript is spliced from 2 exons. The record is from RefSeq and is a predicted model, not a curated record. Bases 285 to 974 code for a protein of 229 amino acids.